AUGGCUGCUCGCACCCACAAGGCCCUGAGAAAGGCGUGCCGCAUGCAGCAGCAGCUGCAUGCGCUAGCAGCAGACAGCAGCAGCAGCAGCAGCAGCAGCAGCAGCAGCAGCAGCAAGGAGGAGCUGCAGCAGCAGCUGCUGCUGCUGCUGCCGCAAAGACAGGCGGAGGUUGUGGGGGACGUAGGAGACUGUGAUGAUAGAGGAGACACAGAAGCAGCAGCACAGCAGUGGAUGGAGCAGCAGCUGCUGCCAGCUCUGCAGCUGCUGCAGCAGCAACGCAGCAGCAGCAGCAGCAGCAGCAGCAGCAGCAUGCAACAUACAGCAGACACAAUGAACCACGCGUCAUCCUCCGAUAAAGCAGCAGCAGCAGCAGCAGCAGAAGCAGCAGGAAUGGAGGCGCUGAAUGCCGGGAGCUGGAGUUUGACGUUUCCUUGGCCCCCCGCCUGCGCUGCCACACAGCAGACACGCUCUAUGUGCUGCCUCGCAACAGCAAAGAAGAGGUGA
This is a messenger RNA of Eimeria mitis, 504 nucleotides long. RefSeq lists its product as uncharacterized. NCBI's taxonomy places the organism in Eukaryota, Apicomplexa, Conoidasida, Eucoccidiorida, Eimeriidae. Bases 1 to 504 code for a protein of 167 amino acids. The record is from RefSeq and is a predicted model, not a curated record. The transcript is spliced from 2 exons.